Molecule: messenger RNA, 1033 nt
Organism: Umbelopsis ramanniana AG
Lineage: Eukaryota; Fungi; Mucoromycota; Umbelopsidomycetes; Umbelopsidales; Umbelopsidaceae
Exons: 4
Coding region: 91-795 (234 amino acids)
Cellular component (GO): membrane; endomembrane system
Source: RefSeq, a predicted model, not a curated record
AAAAAAAAAAAGAAAUGCCUAGUUUGUACAUGUUCGGGUUGGUAGGCAAACUUUUGGAAGGGAAGGGUGUCGCCAUUUGAAAAAUUGAGGAUGGGCAACAGUUGGAAAGAAACGCCGCGCCCAAAUACACAUUGUAUUAAUCCAGCAUUCAUGUCAGCUAUACAGCGAAAAAGACCAGCCUCGACCUCCAAACGCGAACCAGUACCUACUGAGCGCUCAGUAUCAAGCGAGCCGCCAAAGAGCGGUGGACUUUUCAUGCUUGCAUUCAACAUUCUCACUUGGGGCAUCGUGUUGUUCUUUGUUUCGUCGUUCCUUAUAACUGAUUCAUGGACGUGGGGAUACCGAGGGAAAUGGGUCAACGUUAAUACGUGGAUUCCAAAAAAACAGAUCCAAUUGACUGAACAAGAGCUAGCUAAAUACGAUGGUACCAAUCCCUCUCUGCCAGUGUACAUCGCUAUCGAUGGUGAUGUUUUUGACGUAACCAAGGGAAAAGGAUGGUACACACCCGGCGGCAGUUACCAUUUUUUUGCUGGUAGAGAUGCCGCGCGUGCCUACGCAACUGGCUGCUUCAAAGAACAUCUCACACACGAUUUGCGAGGACUCGGUGAAAAUCAGCUCAAGAGCAUCGAGCACUGGAAGACAUUUUACAACAACCAUCAUAAUUACUUCAAGAUUGGCACGGUCAAGCAUGUACCUAUCGAUCCUAAAUCGCCCAUUCCAGCUUCCUGUGACAAAGCAAUGCCGCAGAAGCCAAAAAGGCAACAAGAUGACGAAUCGAAUGAAAAACAAAAAUAAUAAUUCGCCCAGUCCAGUUGUUUAUUCAUGAAAGCCCAUCAAAAAGGAUUGGAAUGCCGAACGUUCAAAUUAAGUAGGCCAUGACCCCAUGACCAGCAGCUCCCAAGAAAGCAGCAAGCCCAUGUUACUCAACACCCUAUCGUGCCGACGCUAUUUCUGGCUAGCAACGGCCAUGACUAGCUAUAUAUAACAAUAAAAAACAAUGCAGAGGUAUGCACAUAUCAUGACAUGCGUAGGA